CUCACUCGCCCAGCCUUCCUAGAGUUGGUCUGAGCUCUCCCGGAUUCAGCUUACAGUUCCAUCCUUCUGCUGCUGCGAUGGGUCUGGCGAUCUCGAGGAUGGUGAGGAUGCUGUUUGCGAAGCGGGAGAUGAGGAUACUGAUGGUGGGCCUUGAUGCAGCCGGGAAGACCACAAUUUUGUAUAAGCUGAAGCUCGGAGAGGUCAUCACCACCAUCCCAACUAUUGGUUUUAAUGUGGAGACUGUGGAAUACAAGAAUGUCAGCUUCACAGUGUGGGAUGUUGGGGGCCAAGAUAAGAUUCGACCUUUAUGGAGGCAUUACUUUCAGAAUACCCAAGGACUCAUAUUUGUAGUUGACAGCAAUGAUAAAGAACGGAUUUUAGAAGCUAGAGAUGAGCUACAUCGGAUGUUGGGUGAGGAUGAACUACAAGGUGCAACAUUGCUUGUGUUCGCCAAUAAGCAAGACCUUCCAAAUGCAAUGAGCGUAUCUGAAAUUACUGAUAAGCUUGGGUUACAUGCACUUCGCCAGCGCCGCUGGUAUAUCCAGAGUGCUUGCGCCACCACAGGGGAGGGACUUUAUGAAGGCCUUGAUUGGCUGUCAAGUAAUAUAUCUGAUAAGACAAGAUAAUCCAUUUCUUCUAUUACUAGACAGAUCCAGUGUUUCUACUGCCUGCUACUGUGAUUUCCUAUGGCCAUAAAAAGGGUGAAGAUAAUUUCUAUAUUGUUUAACAUGAACAGCUUAUUUUUGCUUAUUUUUGUUCCUGUUGCUUGUAUAUGAAGCUACCUUAUGGUGUGGUAUUCUGCAACUUUGUGAUGGAUUAUAAUACAAAGGUGUAUCAGUGUACAUGCA
Phoenix dactylifera (date palm) is the source of this 848-nucleotide messenger RNA. The record is from RefSeq and is a predicted model, not a curated record. Lineage: Eukaryota; Viridiplantae; Streptophyta; Magnoliopsida; Arecales; Arecaceae.